UUAAAAAUGGGAGCAUUAGGCGACAGUGCAUAUGGAGCUCGUGGUCGUCUCAUCAAGUUCUCAUACAUUGUAACUGCACUUAUUUCAAUUCUCUUCUCAAUAAGUUGCAUAUGCUACGGUAUUUGGCUGCUUGCUCGACGUUCUCAAUACGCUGAACUCGUUUCACCGUCACUUUAUGUGGAUGUUGGACGAAUUCUUGUAAUUAUCAGUAUCCUCUCAAUACUCAAUUAUUUGAUAUGCUUUUAUGCAAUUUUCAAGGAAAUGAGGUGUUUUGUCACAUCGUGCGCAGUUGCGUCCAUUGUUAUUGCUGUCAUGCUUAUUAUUGGCGGCUGUAUUGGACUCAACUUCCGUGAUCAAUUGACUCAUUAUACUCCACUCAACCUGAAAAUGCUUACUUCAUUGAGAGAACUGUAUGGAACACAUGAUAUGAAAGGAAUUACCGAGUCUUGGGAUGCUCUUCAGUCAAAUUUUAAAUGUUGUGGUGUUAAUGGAACAGAUAAUGCUCAAAUUUGGAAAACUUCAAAAUGGUACAUGCAUCAAAGGGCUCCAAAAUUGCUCAUUCCAGAGUCCUGUUGUAUCCCAUCGGAAAUCGAAAGAUGCCGUUCAAAUCCAUUUGAUCAGGAUGCACCUCCUCCAUACUAUACAAGUACAUGUUACGAACCCCUUCAAAAUGAUCUUUUACACGUUAUGAACGUUGCUUCAUGGCUUUGUAUAACCAAUGCCAUUGUACAGAUUAUCCCGUCAGUAGCAGGCUGCUGGUAUUCCAAGCUCAUACGAAAAUAAUCACAAUUUCCUUGAUUAUCAUUAUAUUCCCAAUGAAUUCCCCCUCCCUGUGUUUCGUUACGAAACCCAUUUAUCUUCCCAUCACAUUUUUUAUUCUCUUUUCUUCUUCGAUCGCUGCAAUCCAACACGACACCUAUAAAUCGAAACGGGCCAAUUCAAUUCAACUCGCUUUAGGCGCAGCUCUCACAAAAAAUUCACAAUUUGACUUUGAAUUUGUAUUUUUUUUUCGCAAAAAAAAUGUUCUGAAUUUGCUCAAAACAUUUUGUAGAUUUGUGUGUUCUAUACUCGGGUAUUUUUAAAGUUUUAUGAUUUGAAAAAAUGAAAAUAAAUAUUUUUUCCUUG
Molecule: messenger RNA, 1125 nt
Organism: Caenorhabditis elegans
Lineage: Eukaryota; Metazoa; Nematoda; Chromadorea; Rhabditida; Rhabditidae
Gene: tsp-15
Product: Tetraspanin-15
Exons: 6
Coding region: 7-783 (258 amino acids)
Cellular component (GO): plasma membrane; membrane
Source: RefSeq, marked reviewed